AUGGACUUCCAGGACGUUCAAGACUGGAAGAGCAACGAAUUGAGCAAGGCUGACUAUGGGCGUAUGCCAUGGCAUGAUGUAGCCAUGGGUGUCAUCGGACCUUGUGUCUAUGAUAUUGCAGAGCAUUUCGUAUUGCGCUGGAACUUCGUCAAGCGUGACAAAUAUAAGCGCGACGACCGUUUCGACUGGCUUACUCUCGAGGGCCGUGAAGGUGAAGAUGAGGAUUUGAUCGGAGUCCAGAGGCCUAAGCAUCCUGUUGGAGAAUAUAUUCACCACCCCAUCUCGCCGAUGAACGACAAGACUGGUAGACCAGACCCCAACAAUAUCCAAGGUAGUGUUCACGCGCAAAUUGUGCGUAGCAGUGCAGAUUGGUCAAGUGGUAUCUUGACCGAGCACAGUAUCCAGAACGCAUACUGUGAGAUCAUCAGAAACGCUCAGCACCUUGUCUACAUCGAAAACCAGUUCUUCAUCACUUCGACUGGAGAAGAACAAGCACCCAUCCACAACCAGAUUGGUAAGGCCAUUGUUGAUGCUUGUGUCAGAGCAGGCAAGGAGGGACGCAAGUUCAGAGUCAUCAUCGUCAUUCCAGCUAUUCCUGGAUUUGCUGGCGACCUGAGAGAUAAUGCUGCUGCCGGAACCAGGUAA
This is a messenger RNA of Aureobasidium musti, 645 nucleotides long. NCBI's taxonomy places the organism in Eukaryota, Fungi, Ascomycota, Dothideomycetes, Dothideales, Saccotheciaceae. The record is from the annotation of a GenBank genome assembly.